Tilletiaria anomala UBC 951 is the source of this 1211-nucleotide messenger RNA. RefSeq lists its product as uncharacterized. Gene Ontology annotation, cellular component: transcription factor TFIIE complex. The coding region runs from base 225 to 1121 and encodes 298 amino acids. Lineage: Eukaryota; Fungi; Basidiomycota; Exobasidiomycetes; Georgefischeriales; Tilletiariaceae. The transcript is spliced from 4 exons. The record is from RefSeq and is a predicted model, not a curated record. Gene Ontology annotation, biological process: transcription initiation at RNA polymerase II promoter.
CCACGACCGUCGACCACGAGCAAUCGACUGCGCGUCGCGAUUAGCGGUCAGCAUGCAAAAUUGUGGCAGCUGAAACACGUGAUUCCUGGACCCAAGUUGCAAGUGCGUCGCAAGGCCGACUACCCACGUGCAACGUGAAACGGCCGUUGCUGCGCUAACAUUUGGUCACUUCAGCAUACCACGAGCGGUAUAAAGGGGCAACUGCUUAAUUCUUGCUGGUAAGGAUGUCGACCUCAGGCGCCGAUGUUUACAGCCAACCGGCCAAUACUGGCGCUGGUCGGUUGGAGAACACGCAAUUGGCAAGCGCCGUCGAUGCACUCAAGCGCGAGACCAAUCCAGUUCGAUUGGAAGACUUUGCGCUCGGCCUCGGCUCAGGCUUCGAGUCGUUGCUUGACCGCAACUCGUCCCUCUACUCGCGCUUCGCCAAUCACGAACGCGUCGUCCUCAACUCGAUCAACGGCACGCUGACCUAUCGCCCAGACUAUGAACUGCGCUCCAAGGGUGACUUGAUGCAGCUCAUCCGCGAUCGCUACGAUGCUGUGUACCCAUCCAAGAAGGAUGUACCCUACGGGACAAGGCGCUUGCCGCUGAAGCCGGUCAUCAAGAUGACUGACCUGCGAGAAUCAUGGCCUGAUGUUAAAGUUGCGAUUGAACAAUUGACCAAGAAUGUGCCAAGGGAAGAAAGGGAGGUCCUCGUCUGGAAGCAGAGCAGAGAUGGUCUCAUCAAGGGCGUUUCCUGGAAUCCCAUCAGAGGGGAAGAGGUGAAAGAUGUAGAUCAAGAGUUCCGAGACCUGUGGCAUUCCUUCAACUCGCCAGAUGCAGUCGAUCUCUCCAAGCAGCUUGAGGCUGACGGCAUGCGCGUCACUGCCAUCCUGCCUUCCGCAUCGUCUGGGAUGACUGACAGCACAGUUAGCAGCAACAACGCUCCCAUCUCAGCGUUUGGGACGAAAGGUAUGCUGCACGGUGACAAGACUGCUGCGACGGGACGAGGUGGAUCGGGCCGCGGUCGGGGGAGAGGACGGGGCGGCAGGGGAUCCGCUAGCAGCACUAGCAGCAGUCGGAAACCGAAGAUCCAGAAUACCCAUCUGAAAGACGUCGACCUGAGCAAGGAUUACAUUUGAAUCCAGGCUCCAUCGUCAGAAUAACCCCCUUGUAGCAUACUUCCACGAUCUUGUAGUUAUGUACCCCCUCACAACAAACCUUGAACAAAA